This is a messenger RNA of Vitrella brassicaformis, 1045 nucleotides long. The record is from the annotation of a GenBank genome assembly. NCBI's taxonomy places the organism in Eukaryota, Vitrellaceae.
GCAAGACUGAGUGAGUCGGGGCGGUAUGUCCGCGUCCGUCUCUUGAUUAUCUGCCUACAUGCCACUGAAGGGUUCUGCCUACCAUAUGCUCCACUGAAUUGAUCAAUCAAGACGUUAUUCACCACACAAGUCAGUGAUCGAUCACUGAUGUAUCUCACAAAUACGAAGUAAGCAACCGCCCUUCAACACACUCACACGGACAGCAGCCGGCAAAAGCAAAUAUUCCGUCUGUCCGUCCGGGAAGCAGCCACACCCACACCCGCGAUUGCCGACCAGACUGAGUCAGAUGAGCAGUUGUUCGAUGGUGUCCUUGAGGUCAGUGAUCUGUGAGUUGAGGUUGCUGCCCUCCUUGGAGAUGACCGAACACGCUAUCACCGGCCGAGUCACACCUGCCGCACGACCCAACGCCACCUUCGACCGCACAAAGACAUACGGCACGUUCUGAACCCAACCCACACACAGACACAGAGAGAAAGACAGAGAAGCAACCAACAGACGAACGAAUGCACACCUCUCUCCUCUCCUUGCGUCUCCAGUUUGUUCUAGCUGCUUCUCUGCAGUUGCCUUGCUGAGUGGCUGACCUUGUCUUCGCACACAAGCGGCAAGUGCAGGAGGAUCUCGAGAGGCUCCGCGUCGGCCGCAAGGAUGAUCAACUCGCUCGUCCCGCGAUUCAGCGUCUUGGUGGCUGAUGAAUGGACGCACCGGAAGUCACAGACCAUCACACACUCAUCCCGUCGCUCAAGGAGUGUCUGUCACCCAUGCCGUAUAUCCAUUCACAGCGUAUGUACCUUCGUUUGCUCCCUUUUUGAGUUGCUUGUAGUUGACGGCCUGCUGCACGACAUCGAGGAUCUUCUUGGUGACGUCGGGGUUGGCCAGAGGAUAGGCCUUGGGGUUCACCUGGUGGCCAAACAGAACAAACAGGUGAGGCAAACACAUGCACAUACAUGCUAUGCUGCGUGGAUGUCCGCAUUCACUGUGGCCUUUCUCACCUCCUCGUCAUCCAUGGCUGCGGCUGCGGCUGCUCACUCACAAUUCGGUCAGUCAA